CAUCAUCACAUUUAAUCAUAUUAAUAGAACAGUGUGGGAUUAAAGAUGAAGCUGCUUCCAAUUCUCGUAAUGCUUGCGCUUGUUAUCUGUACUGCCUGCAAGAAUCACGAGGAGUGGAAAGGACAACGACCAGGAGAUUAUGAUCGCAGACCGUAUUCCAAUCCUUAUGCCUAGGAUACCUUCGAAACGUGCUAAACAUUCAUUUAAAACCGCGCAAACUAAAUAUAGAUCGAGGAACAAAAACCAGAACAAGCACUUUUCUAUUGAUAUUGCAAAAGAGAAAGUUUAAACAUACAUAUGUAACAAGCCAUAAGUUUAUUAUAAAAAGUAUAAAAUCCUUUCCACUUUUUGGUGUAGUUUCGUUUCAAUCAACAGAAAUUACAGCUUAAUUCUAUCCAUUAAAUAGAAUUUGUAGAUAAGGAACUUAUCUAAUCAUAAGAACCUAUAAGUAUAUAAAUACUUUAAAUAUAGAUUCCACAAACGCA
Drosophila suzukii is the source of this 485-nucleotide messenger RNA. RefSeq lists its product as uncharacterized. The record is from RefSeq and is a predicted model, not a curated record. NCBI's taxonomy places the organism in Eukaryota, Metazoa, Arthropoda, Insecta, Diptera, Drosophilidae.